AUGUCUGGUGAUCCUUCAAUCUCCGAAUCUGACAAAUCCGAUCGAAAUCUCAGCAAUGAGGAGUCUGAAAAAUGCACCGAUGGUCUUCAAUCAGAAUUACAAAAAGACGUAGAACUGAAAAUUCUUCGCAACGCCUUCACAAGCAAAACACAAACUAUAUCCCAACUGGAAGAGCAAUUUAUCGAACUCAAUAGAAUGGACGAACGUCAGAAGAUGCAAAUCGCUUCGCAGAAGAAACAAAUUGCAGUUCUGACAAUAACUAGGCAGACACAAUACACUGAAAGUCAACUUCUGGUGGACGAGCUCAAUAAAAAAAUCAAGGAGAAAAAUUGCCUGAUCAAUAAUAUUAUUAACAAAAAAAAGAAGGACCUCGAGAAACUGGAAGAAAAACACCAAAUUGAGUUGAAAAAUGCAGAAAUGAAGCACAGAGCAGAGUUAUGGCAAUACCGACAAAAUGUUAGAAACAAGAAAAUGAAAGACUCUUUUAUGCAAACGGAGGACUCUGACGACGACUACAUUUCUUGUUCGGAAGACAUUGAAGACAAUGUUUCUUGUUCGGGCGACGUUGAAGACAACGUAGAGGUUCCAAAAAACGAACAAUCAAUAGAUCAAAUAGAAACUGCGACAUCAUUUGAAGCGGAUCAUCUGGAGCUGUCAGUCAGACUUCUCAACAUUGCCAAUAAACUGUUGAACAUCCAGGACAAGAAGCAGCAAGUCAACAACGCACUGCAAACCAAUAAUCAGUUCGAACUGGAUGCUGAAAAAGAGAAAAACUGGAUGGUCAUGGAAGAGAACAAGGCUCUCCGAGCUGAAUUAAACCGGAAUAAAAAGGAUCAUCAAUUAGAAGUUGCUAACUUGCACAACCGCUUGUCAGAUGCCUAUGGGUUCGAGAAGUGGGAGUGA
This is a messenger RNA of Caenorhabditis briggsae, 903 nucleotides long. NCBI's taxonomy places the organism in Eukaryota, Metazoa, Nematoda, Chromadorea, Rhabditida, Rhabditidae. The record is from RefSeq and is a predicted model, not a curated record. The transcript is spliced from 2 exons. Bases 1 to 903 code for a protein of 300 amino acids.